AUGGAAAAUGGUCAAAAUGUGUCCUCACUUGAGCAACAUGAGCCCCAUAAACAGGAAACCAAACAACAUAUGUACACACACAAUGUGGUGAGCAUAAACAACUUCGGCACACAACCGGGUUUUCGGUUCGCACCAAUUGAUGAAGAGCUGCUACUAUAUUACUUAAAAGGGAAGGUGUUGGGAAAAUCUUUGGGAAGGGACACGAUUGGUGAAGUUAACGUUUUUAAAUUUGCACCAUGGGAUCUUCCAUAUAUGUCUUGUUCAAAAAGUAAUGACUUAGUAUGGUUUUUUUUUUGCCCACCAGAAAAAAAAUACGAUAAGGGUAAUAAGACUAACAGAUCUAAUAUUUUUGGUUAUUGGAAAUCAUCGGGGAAGGAUAGGACCGUUAAAGAGAGAGCGUCACAUCCUCCACGUCCUAUAGGUACAAUCAAAUCAUUGGUUUUCCACAAAGGAAAACCACCAAAGGGGGAGCGAACUAAUUGGGUGAUGUAUGAGUAUAGGCUAUUAGAAGAUAAUAUGUCCGAUGUAACAAAUAGCAAUGGUUCGUAUUGUGUCUACAAGUUAUUUCAGAAAGAGGGUUUGGGACCACGAAAUGGACACAACUACGGGGCUAUAUUUUACGAAAAGGAUCUUGCGGAGAAUUGCAGCUCAAGUACUAGUAACAACGUCGAAUAUCCUACAAAUACAGCUCAAUGUACUACAACUAUUACGUCUACGUCAUCAAACACGGACAACCAACAUUUCAAUGGAAAUUUCUUAGACGAUGAAGUGUUCAUCAAUAAGGGAUGGGGGGAAAUUCUUUCUAUGUUGGAUGACUAA
This is a messenger RNA of Spinacia oleracea (spinach), 819 nucleotides long. Its product is annotated as NAC domain-containing protein 82-like. The record is from RefSeq and is a predicted model, not a curated record. Lineage: Eukaryota; Viridiplantae; Streptophyta; Magnoliopsida; Caryophyllales; Amaranthaceae. Bases 1 to 819 code for a protein of 272 amino acids. Gene Ontology annotation, molecular function: DNA binding. The transcript is spliced from 2 exons. Gene Ontology annotation, biological process: regulation of DNA-templated transcription.